Epinephelus moara (kelp grouper) is the source of this 3265-nucleotide messenger RNA. Its product is annotated as extracellular matrix protein 2. The record is from RefSeq and is a predicted model, not a curated record. Bases 242 to 2839 code for a protein of 865 amino acids. The transcript has 4 exons. Gene Ontology annotation, molecular function: protein binding. Lineage: Eukaryota; Metazoa; Chordata; Actinopteri; Perciformes; Serranidae.
GUGUGAGUGUGUGUGAGAAUGUGAGUGUGUGAAACAUCUCCACACUGAGAGAGGCACUAAAAUAUAUCAUCAGUCAUCUGUGUGCGGUUCAAAGGUUGCAGCCAUUUCUUCUGGACUCUCAGGCCGCACAGAGGCAGGUGUAGGUCAGCUGGAUAAAUGCAGGGACUCAACUUUGACAUAUAAGGAGGCUGCACACACACGUCAGAUCCUGAUUUUUUCUUGAUGUCUUUCAACAGAUAAAAUGGAAGUGCUCACACUGCUGCUCAUCUUCCUCACAGUUUCUGGACAUUCGUACGUAUUGCAACCCAGUCUGACAGUCACCCAGAUGGCUGGGCUGGACCGAGACCAUGAGUCUGACAUGAGGAGUGAACAGCUGCAUGAUCCUUCUAUAUCAGUGAAGGAGAAAGAAAAUGCUGCCGAGUCCACUGAGAGAAUGAAAACAGACGAGGAGGAGCAGACAAGUGAAGGACUGACUCCAGAGACAAACCCAGAGAAGGAGGAGAGGAUGGCUCCUGAGACAUUUCUUAAGAGUUUAGGGGAGGUAACAGAAAGAGGGGAAUUCUCUGCAGCUGUGACAGAUUUAGAUACAAAUAAAGAAGUGGAGAGGAUAGAAGAUGGACUCAAUGUGGUCAGCAGAUCAGAGUCAGUAAAAGCAAUCCCGACAGGUAACACAGAAACACUGGAGAAAGUUGAUCAAAUUGACAAAUUGAAGCAAGAGAAAGUGGAGGAGGAAAGAGAGGGCAAGCUGGUGGCAGGGAUUCAUCUUCAAGAGGAGAUUAGAGGGGAAAGUAUGCAAACUGUAAAUCAUGAAAAUGUGGCAGACAAAGGAGGAAAUGGAGAAAAGGAAGGUCACAUGGUAAUUAGCAAUCUCGCACCUCCUGUAAGCACAUCCUCUACUCAGCUGGGGGAAGAAUCGGUGAUUCCUGCCACAAUUCAAAUUAUCACUCAGUCUCAAAAUCCCCCUGGUUCUCCUCCUCCUGUUCAUCAGCAUAAUGUCCCUCCAUCACCCACACAAGUCCCUCCAGUCUCCUCUCACCCUCCCGUCCCUUAUGACAAAGUUAGUCCUCCCAAUCCCACAACAAUCAGUCACAUGCCAACAGUGCUUCCUGGUGAGUCGAGGUCUGUAUUUCUGCUUGAAGACCUCCUCACUGAGGUGUUGCAGAAUCCUCUUCUCAAGCAGAAUCAAUUGGACGUGAAGGCUAGCCCAAAUUUAGAGGAUGUAAUGGCCAAAAAUAUAUUGUUCAAACCUGCACGGAAGGAGCAGCAAACCAUCAUAGUUCAGCCGAAAGAGGCUGAAUUUAUCCCCGAGGUGCCAGCAGCAACGCCAAAACCCAAAGCAGCAAAGUUUAUAACCAAAGAUUUAAAAGAGCCAAAUCCUCGAGCCAAAUCCACGGUCAAGCCUAAACCGAACAUGUCUCAGCCCGCAGCCAAACCCAAAACUCUUAAACUGAUGGAAAAUGACACCAAACUUACUGUGAAGCAGAAUAAAUCACCUCCUCCUCAACCUCAACUGACCAAACCUUCGGCCAGACCGCGACUCGCAGCUGCCAAAACACCUUCAACGAGGCCAACGAAAAUCAACAGAAGUAGUAAAAAUAAAACAAUUAAGAAGUCAAAGGAAAAGAAGAGGAAGAAGGACAAUAAAACCCAAAAGCCAUCAGAGAGGAAGAAGAAGGUCAUCGCACCAACGCACUUUCCUUACUUUAAGGAUAACUACUGUCCUCCUGAGUGUGCCUGCUACGGAAGAGUGGUCCAGUGCUCAGACAAAGGUGUGGACAAGGUUCCUUAUGGUAUUCCCUAUAACGCUCGCUACAUCCUCCUCAUGAAUAACCACAUCGACAUGAUCCAGCUGGACCUGCUCAAUGAAUACGUCGCCAUGGAGUUCCUGGUGUUGAGCAACAACCAGCUCACAGAUGGCGCCAUAGAGGGGGCCUUUGAGGGGAUCCCAGCUCUGAAGCGCCUCUACUUGGACAGGAACCUCCUCAACAGUGUGCCAACCGAUCUUCCAGUUUCUCUCGAGGAGCUCCGUUUGGACAGUAACCAACUGAGUGUGAUGUCUGAGGCAGCCUGGGCCCGCUGCCCCGGCCUCUUGGUUCUGAGCCUCAGUAACAACAGCCUGGGGAACGGAUCUGAAUCUCUGCCCGAUGGUGUGCUUGCUCCACUGGGCAACCUGCGCACUCUGAACCUGGAUCACAAUCAGUUAACAUCGGUUCCUCUGGGCUUACCACUGUCCAUCAAGGAGCUCUACAUCAGAGGGAACAUCAUUGAGCAGUUCCGUAGCGGAGCCUUCGAUGGGAUAUCAGACCUGGUGUUGUUGGAUCUGAGUGCAAACAGAUUGACAAACAAGGGGCUUCUCAGGGACUCCCUCCUCAACACAACCCACUUGGAAAGCCUCAACUUAGCAGGGAACAGACUAAAACAAGUGCCAAGACACCUUCCCCGCUCACUUAAAACUCUAAACCUGGAAGGCAACCUUAUAUCUUCCAUAAAGAAAGCAACUUUCGGCGCCUUGAAAAACCUGGAACACCUGGGAUUAGCAAGGAAUAAAAUUUUCAAAGUGGCACCAGGAGCAUUCAGAACACUGCCCGCGCUGCACCAGUUGGACCUGUGCCACAACACCUUGCGCCAAGUGCCCAGACAGCUGCCGGAGGCUCUGCACUCGGUAGCGCUCACACACAACAAGAUUGAGUCAGUGCCUCGUGAUGCUUUCUGCUGGGGUAAUAACAGUCUCAGCGGACUUGUACGAGUGCAGCUGGAGCACAAUUUAAUGGAUAUGGGGAGGUUGGACGCACAGGCUUUCAGGUGUUUACGGGGAUUCCAGGUGGUACACUUCUACUGAAGCUUCAGGAGAUAGAAACAGUCAUGCUGCUCGGACUAUUUAUGCACAAAAUAUAUGGAUUUUUAACAGUAUUUACUCCAUUAUUUUCUGGGGACUGCCCAUUGUUCCAAAGCCCUGUCAGUUUAAAAAAUGUCCCAAAAACACCCUUUGCUCCUGCUUCUGGGUCAUUCUUCAACUAUGGUCCAUGUUGGUCUGGAAACGUUGAGAAAAGCUAACUCAUGUUUUGAGAAAUGUAUUGAUACAAGUUUAUCAGUCAAAUAACACAUUGUUAUUUCUAUUACCAUUUGUCUUUUUUUCAUUAUAGGUAACAAAGUGAUGGAAAUGACUGUUUGUUUUCGUGUUAGCAUUAAAUAUAUACACCUUAUUGUUUGUACAUUUAAAGAAAAUAUGAGCUGUUUGGAAAUGAAAGCCAAUAAAUAUUGUUUU